UGAUCUCUUACCUGCUUUGCUCACAAACACUGGACGUGCCGCUUGCAUUCUGUCCAUGUUUUGGCUGCGGGGCAGACGCUUGACAUCUGCUUUUUUUAACGUCUCAUUUUCCCACUCUUUAUAUUGAUUCUCUUCCUGGAAUGGAUUUAUAACUCUGCCUGUGGAAGUUGCCAAACAGGGACAAACCAUUCUUCACUUUCAUUUUGUGCAUCUCUCUAUUUUCUGUCAGGUCUUUGUGUGUCAGCACAGACAGGAUGACAUGGCGUCCUCAGUACCGUAGCUCCAAGUUUCGCCACGUGUUUGGGAAGCCAGCCUCAAAGGAGAAUUGUUAUGAUGGUGUGCCGAUCACCCGGAGCGUUCAUGACAACCACCUCUGCUCCAUCAACCCUCACUUUAUCGCGGUCAUCACUGAAUGUGCAGGGGGCGGAGCUUUCCUUGUGCUGUCCAUCUAUCAUACUGGUAAGAUCGAUCCUCAUCAUCCAAAGGUGUCUGGUCACAGAGGCAACGUGCUCGACAUCAAAUGGAAUCCUUUUAAUGACUUCUGCAUAGCCUCCUGUUCAGAGGAUGCCACAGUAAAGAUCUGGGACAUUCCUGAACAUGGUGUCACGAAGAACAUCACAGUGCCCUGGAAAGAGCUGCAGGGUCAUUCUCGGCGUGUUGGUCUCAUUGAGUGGCACCCCACAGCCAACAACCUUAUUUUCAGUACUGGAUAUGACUACCAGGUCAUGGUGUGGAAUCUGGAUGUUCCUGAACAGGUGAUCAAGAACCCUGUAAAGUCCAUUAGUAUGCACACAGAUGUGGUUUUGUCUAUGUCCUUCAACACAGACGGCAGCAGACUCGCCACAUCUUGCAAAGACAAGAAGAUCAGAGUGAUCGAUCCGCGCACUGGAGUCCUUUUACGUGAGACAAAUUGCAAGACACACCGAGCCAGUAAAGUGCUAUUUCUAGGAAACCUGAAAAUGCUCCUUUCUACAGGCAGUUCACACUGGAACCAUCGUCAGAUUGCACUUUGGGAUCAGGACGACCUUUCUCAGCCGUGCUAUUCAGAAGACUUAGAUGGUUCCUCUGGGGUUCUCUUCCCUUUCUAUGACCCUGACACACACAUGCUGUACGUAGCUGGAAAAGGUGAUGGUAAUAUCAGAUACUAUGAAAUCAGCCUAGAAAAGCCAUAUGUGCACUUCUUGACAGAAUACCGAUCUCUUCUUCCACAAAAGGGAAUGGGUGUUAUGCCAAAGCGAGGACUUGAUGUGUGUUCCUGUGAAGUGUUCAGAUUCUACAAGCUGGUGACAAUCAAAAGCCUCAUAGAACCCCUGUCCAUGAUUGUUCCAAGAAGGUCAGAGUCCUAUCAAGAGGACAUUUACCCUACGACAGCUGGGAACAAGCCUUCCAUGACAGCAGAUGAGUGGCUCCGUGGUGUGGAUAAAGAUCCUGUGAUGAUGUCACUAAAGCCUGGAAGUAAACAGGACUCGUAUGCGGAGCUGAAUUCGUUUGAGACGCACCGUUCUAGGAGUCGACCAGGUUUGCCGCAGCUAAUUCAGGAAAAGCCGAAUGCUAAAGAGGAACCCAACGCAUCCCACUCCACCGCACAGCUUCCAUUCACAGAUGGAAACAGCAGCUCUCAAAGCAACGUCAGCAACAGACAACUAGAUGUCACACAGUGCUCACCGCCUAAAACAGAAAACGAGCUACGGCAAGUUUUUUAUAAGCAGCAGGAUGAGAUCCGAAGGUUGAAGGAGCUGCUUAACCAAAAGGACGUGCGGAUAAAACAGCUCGAACUGGAGAUCAAAAAUGUAAGAAACUUGCAUACCACCUGAGAGUGACUGGCCUGGUACAUCGCAACAUCAAAGCUCUGCCUUUCUCAUUAACAUUCACAAGAACCCAUCUUACACCCUCAUGUCAGUACACUGUACGGAAACACACUCUCAAGCUUCAUUCUCUUUUCGUAAAUCUGUUUAUGUAAGUCAUUGUUUUUGUUUUGUCCACAUAAACAAUUUUUUCAGGACUUUUUUUUACACUUUUAGCACUAUCCAAAAAUGUUUGUCAUUUUACUUGAAUUUUUUUUUUUUUUUUUGAAAAUGUCUAUCUUGAAUGAGAAUGUUUUUGUUUUAUACAGGGGGAUAUAAUUAUAAUUAUGAUUGAUGAGUUAAAAUGUUUUUUUGCUGAUUUAUUUGCUAUUUUAAAUGUGUUUUAAAAAUGGAUGAGUGUUGUGACAAGAAAGUUUGAUGCUGUAAAAAAUGUAAAUCCAAAGUUUAGAACAAGACCAAAUUUAUUGGUUGUUUAUCUGAUUAAAUGCUGUGAAAAUUCCAAAUCCCAUCAUGCACUAGUAAGACACAAUUUGAAUGAGUUGGGGUUAUAAGAAAGGCCAUCUUUAGGUUUUGAAUUGAACUAUUGGCCACAACUGAUUUGUCAGGUAAAUUAAAAAUGUAACCCACUGCCUUCCCCUUACCCACUGUUUGCUGCUUUGUAAACGAACCAAUGAUGCAACACUAAGUUUUGCCAUAAUUUGUACAAAUGAUUUUAUAAUGGUUUGUUUACAUAUUCUGUACAUGUGCACUCUUAGAAUAUAUUAGAAUGCAAACCUGAAGAUGCUAUUUUAAAUUGUUCUGUUGCUCUGAUAUUUCUCUAAAUUAUAUACUAAAUAUUGUUAAAACUUG
Paramisgurnus dabryanus is the source of this 2654-nucleotide messenger RNA. RefSeq names its product coronin 2Aa (gene coro2aa). NCBI's taxonomy places the organism in Eukaryota, Metazoa, Chordata, Actinopteri, Cypriniformes, Cobitidae. The record is from RefSeq and is a predicted model, not a curated record. Gene Ontology annotation, molecular function: actin filament binding.